UCUCUCCCCUCUCUCUCACCUCACACACUUUCUCUCCCUCCCUCCCUCUCUCUCUCCUCUCUCUCACCUCACACACUUUCUCUCUCUGUCUUUCCCUCUCUCUCCUCAGCCCCUCGGAGUCGGUCGGUGCCUCGAAGCCCCCUCUCUGCUCUUCGUCCGUCCCGUCUCGCGUCCUCUUGCGCCAACAGCUGAUGAGGGAGCAGCUUCAGGAGCAAGAGCGCAGAGAGCAGCAGAGAUCACACCAGUCCUCCUCCCCCCACUACCCCCAGACCACUGCCACUCAGACCCCCGCCAUCAACGUCACCUCGGCCCUGCCCCAUGCUGCCCCAGUGCCCAUGGAGGUGCUCAAGGUCCAGACCCACCUGGAGAACCCCACAAAGUACCACAUCCAGCGCUCACAGCAACAACAGGUGAAGCGUUACCUGGGGAAACUUGGCUCUCAGGCCCUGAGCUUGCCCUGCCCCAACCAGUCCUCUGACCACGGGGGCAUGCCGCCAGGGCCGGGCAACAGCGCCCCCAACAGCCCCAUGGCCUUGCUCACCCUCAACUCCAACUGCGAGAAAGAGAUGGACGAUGUAAUUGAUGACAUAAUUAGCCUGGAGUCCAGUUACAGUGAUGAGAUCCUGGGUCUGAUGGAUCCAGGACUUCAGAUGGCUAACACAAUCCCUGUUCCUGGCAACAUUAUUGACAUGUACGGUAACCAAGGUAUGCCUCAACAAGGUCUGCCCAUCAGCAACUCCUGCCCAGCUAACCUGCCCAACAUCAAAAGGGAAUAUUCCGUUUCACAAUCCCCUGCCAUCAUGCACAUGCUGGACAAGUCUGGAUCCUGUGGCAAAUAUGACAGCUAUCAAAGACCUGAAGGGUUCCCUGUGGAAGUCCGUGCCCUGGCCAAGGAGAGGCAAAAGAAAGACAACCACAACCUCAUUGAGAGAAGACGGAGGUUCAACAUCAACGAUCGCAUCAAGGAACUGGGUACCUUAAUACCAAAAUCCAAUGACCCGGACAUGCGCUGGAACAAAGGCACCAUUCUCAAGGCGUCUGUGGACUAUAUCAGGAAACUCCAGCGGGAGCAGCAGAGAGCCAAAGAGCUGGAGACACGGCAGAAGAAGCUCGAGCACGCUAACCGGCAUCUCAUGCUACGGAUACAGGAGUUGGAGAUGCAGGCUCGUGCUCAUGGUUUGGCCAUCGCCUCCUCUGCACUUUGCUCAGCUGAACUCGGGGCCCGACAAAUCAAACAGGAGCCUAGCAUGGAGGACUGUCACCAGGACAUGUACACGCUGCACCCCCAGCACCACCACCAGGCCUGCACCCCUGAGCACCCCACCUCUCUGGAGCUCAGCGACGGCCAUGGUAACUACCAAGAGUCCACCCACUACAGCGUCCACAACAAGGCAGGGUCCAAGCUAAACGAUAUCCUCAUGGAAGACACGCUGUCCCCGGUGAGAGGGGGAGACCCGCUGCUCUCCUCUGUCUCCCCUGAUGCUUCACAGGACAGUAGCCGCAAGAGCAGCGUGAGCAUGGAUGAGAAUGAGCAGGCCUGUUAGCACCCCCUACUGGACAGAACUCUGUACAACCACUCAAACCUUGAGUUGGGACUGUUCUUUUGAGCUGCUGUAAAGAUUCUCCCUUUCCUCUGUUUACAUGUUUGUUAAUAUCUUGUGCCCUCUACUUUUAUUUCAAGGACUGAUUUUUUUAUGUGUAAUGCUUUAAUCAGAAUUUUAUGACAAUGAGUUUUAAAAAUAGUUUUUAUAUUUAAACGACUAUAGACUUAUCUCUGCAUAGAGGUUAGAUUGUGCUAUUUCUACUGAUUCCAAAGAAUCUAGCUAAGUUAUAAAUCGUGGUCAGAAAUGUAGAUAUUCUGCUUUCAAAUCACUAGCAAUAAUAUAAUUGUAUUUAUUGAAGUAUCCUGCUUUACACUCCUUGUGUCUUAGAUUGAACUUGAAUGUGCCAAUGCCUUAUGAAGAUGUGUGGACAUGUGGUUCUGCUAGUGAGGCGUCAGAAAUGAGGUUUAAAUUUGUAUAUUCUUUAAUCAGUUGUAGAUUUAUUUAUCAUUCUUGUAUUUCGCUUAAAAGUUAAUUUAUAUCAAGAUAAUUAAUAAUAAUAAUCAUUUAAGUAUCUGAUUAUUAAAGCAUGUGAAAUCAAAUCGAAAAUUACUAUACAAAAGGCAACAAACUAUAGAGAUUUUCACUGCCAAAAACACAAAAGCACAAACAUGUCCCUGUAUACCAUUAAAUCACUGUUCUCUAUAGAGCGGUUUUUAGGGUUGAUGAAUCUGAAUAUAUAAGUUUUCAGAUUAAUAUAAUGGUCUAACCAAAUGGUUAAACUACAAAAGCACAAACUACUGUUUUUUUGGUCACUUUUUUGUUACUGUCCAUUCAAAUCUUUAUCUAUUGUUAUUACACUGCUCACUGAUUAUUGCCAGGAGUAUAAGGAGACUGUUUUGAGAUUUUGUAUGUGAUGCAUUUAUCCCAUUCAAAUACACUGAAUAUUCUCACAAUCUAUUACAGAAUUUGUUAGGGGAAAAAAAGAUAAGUUAUAAGUUAUCUUCUUCUACUACCCAUGAGUUUCAGAGUGAUGAAAAUUUGGCACUGUUGCAUAUCUUUUAAAUGGCUAGGAGCACUCAAAACAGUUUCUACCUUCUACUCACCAUCUCAAAAUGACACCUACAGUCAGGUAUCUGAAACUCAUGAACUUGAUGAUUUCUUUCUAUGUAGCAGAAUGGAAAAAUGCCUACUUGGGUUUAGCUGCCCAGUCUGUGCUAGUGUUGUCAAUUUUGAGACUCAAUACUGACACUAAAAACACUCCUUGUUAGACAAUGAUAUGUAUUUUUCCACACAAAAUAAUAGUAGGUUUGUUACUAUACCAUGUGAUCUUACAAUGGGAAUGAUACAGACCAAGACCAUUUUAAGACUAUUCAGGAAACAUAAAAUUUUGUCCUAUCUGGUAUUUCUCAGUAUAGAUACUAGUUCAAAUGAGUAUCUAGUUUCAAAUCUAGCUUUAGCAUCGAUUAGUAUCUGGAGAUCGACACUUUUGACAACCCUAGCAGUCAUAGCCUGUUUAACUAUGCAGUGGCCACAUUUGUGCCUGGGUGCCCUCCACAUGAAUGAAGAGAUUUUACAUUUGUAUUGAUUUAAGUGCCUUAUAUUGCUUCUGUUACCGUAGCGAUUUAUGUUUUAUACUUCUGAGACAAAGAGCCGCUGAGACUUCACUCUUAUGCUUUGACAAGUUGUUUAUUUUGCUAAAGGUUAAGUUACACAAUGAUCUCAGUGUUGUGUUAUAGACAAUAUUGUUGACACUGUUUGCACGAAUGUAAUGUACAACUUAUUGUCGGUGCCAAAAUGUGUUGCCAAACUUAAUACACUGGAUGUUUAUAGCGGAGUAAGUCAUUUUGAGAUGUCUGAAAAUGUGAAGAUUGGUAAUUAAUAUUGAUUAUACCCAAAAAUGUCUGUUCAUACAAACUAUUUAAAUUAUUUUCUAUCUAUACGGUAUAGUUGUUGGUUGUAGUCUUGAAAAUAAGCACAAUAACUGAAUACUUAGUAAUAGAAAUUUCAUGAGUCUGUCCAUUUUCAUCUGUUACACUUUAUUUAAAAUGAAUGUAGCAAUAGAAAUGGUAGUAUUUUAGUGCACUGGAUACAAAUUGUUGAAGUUAAACUCACUGGUACAUCACGUGGAAGCUCUUGUGAGAAGUAUUAAAAUUUUAUUUGAAUAUUU
Messenger RNA from Boleophthalmus pectinirostris (great blue-spotted mudskipper), 3711 nucleotides. RefSeq names its product microphthalmia-associated transcription factor-like. Lineage: Eukaryota; Metazoa; Chordata; Actinopteri; Gobiiformes; Gobiidae. Gene Ontology annotation, biological process: melanocyte differentiation; regulation of transcription by RNA polymerase II. Gene Ontology annotation, cellular component: nucleus. The transcript is spliced from 9 exons. Gene Ontology annotation, molecular function: protein dimerization activity; RNA polymerase II cis-regulatory region sequence-specific DNA binding; DNA-binding transcription factor activity, RNA polymerase II-specific. The record is from RefSeq and is a predicted model, not a curated record. Bases 192 to 1544 code for a protein of 450 amino acids.